CAUUAGAAUCUGCCCGCUUUAUUCCAACCCAAAGGGGUCUGUAUUCUCAAAAUUUAAUUGCUUGAUGGUCCAGGGUAAUUUUUCCAAUUCGCCCACCAUCCGAAAUUGUUUUACGUACCACCCAUUGUUCUUGGCGGGACGCAAUUUUAAAUUUAGUUUUUGUUAAUUUCGAGACGGGACAUAGUAAUUAUCAAUUAUCAUUUCGGAUAUCGAUAUUACAUCAGCGUAGACCACCUCUAGUAAAUCAGCCGAAAUAAAUAAAGUAAAAUAAAGCGAACGCCAAACCCAAAAUCCCCGUUCCCAGGAUGAGCAGUCAGGGACACCACAAAAUGCAGGGGUGCGUCGGAAUGCAAAAUGCAUUAUCGAGUGCCUCUGGCUCAGGAGCGCGUCAGGACCAAGAGUUCACUGACGAAAUUGACCUUGGCGAUCGCUUCUCUACGGACAUGGCACGACUUUGCAUGAACGACCGUUAUUCGGAUGUUGAGUUCGUCGUAGAAGAGCAGCGCCUACCAGCCCACCGCGUCGUCCUUGCCGCUCGUAGUGAGUACUUCAGGGCAUUGCUCUACGGCGGAAUGGCAGAGACCACACAACGCCAAAUCCCACUGGAGGUGCCGUUGGAUCCGUUUAAAGUCCUAUUGAGAUACAUAUACUCGGGCACACUUCUUCUGUCCACCUUGGACGAGGACGCCGUCAUCGAUGUUCUCGGAAUGGCCAAUCAAUACGGCUUUCAGGACUUGGAAAUGGCCAUCUCGAACUAUCUGCGAAAGUAUUUGGCCCUCAACAAUGUAUGCAUGAUCCUGGACGCAGCACGACUCUACAAUCUUGAGGAGCUCACUCAGGUUUGCCUUAUGUUCAUGGACCGCAAUGCGGCAGAGCUGUUGCAGCACGACUCUUUUAAGACCCUGUCAAAGGAAUCGCUGGAGGAGGUACUGCGUCGCGACUGCUUCUUUGCCCCCGAGGUGCAGAUCUUCCUGGCUGUGUGGAAAUGGAGUCGCUACAAUCCGAACGUAGACAUCAAAUCGGUUGUGAGCUUCGUGCGGCUGCCGCUAAUGAACCUCGAGCACCUUCUGCAGGUGGUGCGCCCUUCGGGCAUUUUGGACCCCGACAAGAUCCUCGAUGCCAUCGAUGAACGGAGCACAUCAAAGACACUGCCCUACAGAGCCGCUCUAUGGCCAGAGGAGAAUGUGGCCACGUCCAAGUUUUUGUCGCGCUGUAUCCAGGGCGAGUGCCGCACCGCCCUGCUGGACGGAGACGUGACCACUUACGACAUGGAGCAUGGUUAUACGCGCCACUGCAUCACGGACAGCAAUGAUGCCGGUAUUGUGGUCGAGCUGGGAACGCUCUGCAUGAUCAAUCACAUCCGCAUGCUGCUCUGGGACAGCGACAGUCGGGCGUACUCGUACUUCAUUGAGGUAUCUGGCGACCAACAGCAUUGGGAGCGCGUGGUCGACUACAGCGAUUACCACUGUCGUUCCUGGCAGUACCUAUAUUUCGCAGCGCGUCCCGUGAGGUUUAUUCGCCUGGUGGGCACUCAGAACACAGUCAACCGGGUAUUUCAUGUGGUGGGACUGGAAGCUAUGCACACGGCCAAAGUACCGCGACUAAUUGACCAUUUUGUGGCGCCCAAGGCAAACGUGGCCACCAUCGAGAUGAGCGCCAUUGUUACAGACGGCGUAAGUCGCACCCGUAAUGCUCUUAUCAACGGAGAUUACGUGCGAUAUGACUGGGACUCUGGCUAUACGUGCCACCAAUUGGGUAGCGGAGAGAUCGUCGUUCGUCUGGGCCAACCUUAUCAUGUCGGCUCUAUGCGCCUAUUGCUGUGGGACUGCGAUGACCGUACGUACAGUUUCUACAUUGAAACUUCGACAAACCGCAAGGACUGGCAGAUGGUGGUGGACCGACGCAACGACAAGGCCCGCUCCUGGCAAAACUUUCACUUCACCCCACGUCCCGUGGUCUUUAUACGCAUUGUGGGCACUCGUAACACAGCGAAUGAGAUCUUCCAUUGCGUGCACCUUGAGUGUCCCACCCAGGACAAGUGCUACUUAAAGAAAAUUGCUGAUAUGGAGAAGGAGAAGAAAGACAAGGAACGCGAUACGGAUAAAACGGACAAGGCUGACAAUGACAAUAUUGCCUCUACCUCUACGGGAUCCUCGUUAGCUGCACUUACCGAAAGUCUUUCCCCAUCUACCAGCAGCCAUUGCGUUUUGAAGUCCACCCACUGGCCGCCACAGACACAGUCUCCCAAAUCGGAGAAGACCAAGGAAAAGGAAAAGGAGAAGACUCCGUCCUCCACUCCGACGCUGCCGAGUCCACUUACUCCAGCAGUCUCGUCGCCUUCAAAGAGAAAGAGCCCAGUUGUUAGCCCUAGCACUAGCCCCAGUCCAAGUAGCAAUCCAAGUCCGAGCACCAACCCAAGUCCAAGCCAAAGUAGAAGCAGAAGUCAGAGCGCUGAACCAGAACCGGAGCCAGUACCACCGUUGGUGGAGCUGGACACCAAGGAGGCGCGCUAAAGUCUGCUCUUGCAGAUUACUAUAUUUUGUACUUGAAAUACUCCUGUGGUCAAACUGUUAAUCCCUGGCAGAGUGUGCACCCUGUUAGUUUCGCUUAGUUGUAGUUUGCAGGUCGUGCUGCUCUUGUUAUCUAGUCCUUCCCAGUGCCCCCAGCUUGCGGGGGCUCCAAAACAUUCGCAUCGCUGAUAGUUUUUGCGUUCAUACCUUAAUACGAUAUAUAGUUACAUAUAUAUUUUUGAUUUAUAUUGUGAUCCAAACAAAAUUCCUUUCGUUUGCAAGGCAGCAGAGUUAUAUUUAUAAAAUAAGCAAUACCACUUAAUUCAAUGCACAUAUACUUAUCGUGAAUUCGAAUCAGAUUUCCGAGCAGCUGAACCAAAAUUGUAUACGAGAUCCGAUCACGGAGUCGGUAUCUGUCCAGUCCAUGACCCUAACCAAAACCUUAUUAUCCAGUUAAUCCGCAACUCAUAGUCUAGGCACUUCGAGCGGCCCAAAAAUUAAGCUCUAUUUAUUAGGCAAGUUUUGUCAUAGUUUAUACUGCACCCAAAUAAACACUAACCAAAAAAAAAAGA
Molecule: messenger RNA, 3082 nt
Organism: Drosophila eugracilis
Lineage: Eukaryota; Metazoa; Arthropoda; Insecta; Diptera; Drosophilidae
Gene: BTBD9
Product: BTB/POZ domain-containing protein 9
Exons: 4
Coding region: 306-2513 (735 amino acids)
Biological process (GO): modulation of chemical synaptic transmission; circadian behavior; adult locomotory behavior
Molecular function (GO): protein binding
Source: RefSeq, a predicted model, not a curated record